UGUUAUGUCACUUUUUGCAGUUGUUACAUCCAUCUUGAAAAUUAUAACCGUCAGUUUUAGAAAAAAUGACCAGUGAAAAUUCAUAUCCAAUUUCUGUAUUCUGCAUUAUAGCCACCGAAUUUUGCGAAAGGUUUUCUUUUUGCGGACUUCGAACUAUUCUAUCUCUUUAUUUAAGGGAUGAAUUAUUUUUAAGGGAAGACACAGCCACAGUUGUUUACCAUGUCUUCAUCAUGCUCUGUUACAUUGUUCCCGUUGCAGGAGCUGUUUGUGCAGACAGCUAUUUGGGUCGAUACAGGACUAUACUUUAUUUUUCCAUCAUUUACUUGUGUGGAAAUAUUCUGAUGUGCAUCGCUGCUAUUCCACCGUUGGACAUAUCACCAAUAGCUGGAAUGGCGUUCUCAUCGGCAGGAAUAGUUGAAUUGGCCCUGGCCAAAAGCAAUCCUGCACUGCCUGGCAAAAAUCAAUCUGCACUGAAUGUCAUAAACACCCUGCCGUGCGAUUUGAUUGUUGAAGGUCCUUUCGACCUUAUUAAAAUUUUAACAAGUGGUAAAAUGUUGUCUUUGAAAAAUCUACCUGCGCAUAUAGAAAAAAUUUACAAUGUCACCCUCGGAACCACUUCAAAUUGCGAUUAUACUCAAUUUAGUUCUCCUGUAUACGAAUUACAAGUUGAAGCGGUUGAGAAGCAGGUUCAUACCGUUUUGAUCUCAAUAAAUGAAGAGGACGAAAUUACCGUUUAUACAACAGAAGCUAUCGAUUAUGAGAAAUCUAUUAGCGGUAGGCCAAAGGUCAGGAUUGCUUACAUUCAUACAUCACAAAAAUUGCAUAAUGUAACAGUGACUAUCAGAAACGCGGGAGGGAUGUCGGACAUUUAUUUCAUCCCCAACAAAACUCCCAGCGACCUGUCCGUAUCAGCUUAUAUGGAGCUUCCCGUAGGAAUAUACGAUUACUCCCUCAAUUCAGACGAAGGCCUAAUCCUUAACCCCCGAACGAUUUAUUUAGCUUUAGGAGGUGUCUACACGUUGGUGCUUCGCGAAAGGGACGGAGUUAUUGAGUUUUCGUAUUUAUUCGUAAUGUCUCCACCUAACAGUGUUAACAUUUUAUGGCUUCUCCCUCAAUAUUUUAUUGUAUCAAUGGCUGAAAUAAUGUUUGGGGUGGCUGGCUUGGAAUUUUCUUUGACUCAGGCUCCAAAAUCGCUAAAAACUAUUACGCUAGCUGCCUGGUACCUUUCAGUAGCAAUGGGAAAUUUGAUAGUAAUUGUUAUAGCAAAAUUUAAAAUAUUUACCAACCAGGCUAAUGAAUUUUUCUUUUUUUCUGCACUAAUUGUUGCCGAUAUGGUAGUGUUUACGUUAAUGGCUGAGAAAUACAAGUUUGUCAAUAUAGACGCCGAUAGUUCAGAAGAUAUCGUUUACUUCAAACAGGAAGGAAAGGAAAAAGUUCAAAAUUAAUCCAUAAACGCAAUAAAGGUGUUAUCUAUCAUAUCUGUGACUUAUGAUGUACUAUAUAAAAUUUCUAA
Messenger RNA from Agrilus planipennis (emerald ash borer), 1513 nucleotides. RefSeq names its product solute carrier family 15 member 1-like. Gene Ontology annotation, molecular function: dipeptide transmembrane transporter activity. The transcript has 11 exons. Gene Ontology annotation, biological process: transmembrane transport. Gene Ontology annotation, cellular component: membrane. Lineage: Eukaryota; Metazoa; Arthropoda; Insecta; Coleoptera; Buprestidae. The coding region runs from base 66 to 1445 and encodes 459 amino acids. The record is from RefSeq and is a predicted model, not a curated record.